Sebastes umbrosus (honeycomb rockfish) is the source of this 5267-nucleotide messenger RNA. RefSeq names its product EH-domain containing 3 (gene ehd3). The coding region runs from base 1388 to 2995 and encodes 535 amino acids. The transcript has 9 exons. Gene Ontology annotation, cellular component: cytoplasm; plasma membrane. Lineage: Eukaryota; Metazoa; Chordata; Actinopteri; Perciformes; Sebastidae. Gene Ontology annotation, molecular function: protein binding; GTP binding; calcium ion binding. The record is from RefSeq and is a predicted model, not a curated record. Gene Ontology annotation, biological process: endosomal transport; endocytosis.
UUUGAGAGGAAACUAGACAUCUACACCUCCUCAUGGCUCUGUUUUCAGGCUUUAAAAAAAUCUAGCCGGUGAAGGUAGACUUUGACCGAUCACAGGUCAUUUCAGAGAGAGAGCGUUCCUGUUGGCUUUGCUCCGGUCAGGUGACCAGUACUUCACAAUGGCUGCCGUGUCACAAACCUUCUCUUUUAACAGCUAAACAGUACGCUAAAAGAGGAUUCUGAAAACAUUUGAGUGUACCUUUAGGUGGCGCUCUUUUCAUAAACAGCAGCUCCUCCAUCCUUCCCAUGAUGCCUCCUCCUCCUCCUCCAUCAUGGCUGCACCCUGCCCGGCUUCAUCUCCACCGCAUCACUGGGCGGUGACCGCGGAGAGGUCGGACUCGGACUGCCAGUCGUUGGGCACUUCCGCCGGGCUCCGGUUUCCUUCGACUCGGCAUUUAAAUUGAGCUGCAGGGACAUCAGCUGCUGCUACAUUCAGCACCGUGCUGUGACAGUAAAAUAACCCCUCUAGCAUUAGCAAGAAACAGGUUACUCUUUUAUUUUUGGAGAGACAUAGCUGCUGGUCCUGAGGAGGUCUGAGUGUCUUCGUGGUGCAGGAGAAGAGGAGCGGUGGUUGCGCUCUGACAGCUGCAGCUCGGUGCAUCAUUUCUGGGAUUCCUCUGCUCUGCUAGCUGUCGGACUACAUUGAAUAGCGGUAACGUGAUGUUGUGCAUGAGCGGAAUGAUUUAGGCUUUUGCUUUUCUGGGCAGUUUUUUUUUUUUUUUUUUUUUUAGUGAAAUAGAUUGGUAAACAAAAACAAACUCAUUGAAUGCAGUGUUGUUGUUUUUUUGGCCCAGGAGGACAAGUAGUGGCCUGGACUUGGGAGGACUGAUGGACUCGAUGAUGAUGAUGAUGAGAGUGCAUUUGAAGAAGGGUCAGGUUUAAAUUCUGAUUAAAAAAAAUACAUCAAUUUGGAUGUUUUUUUUUAGAUAGAAGAUAUAAUCAAAAUAGCCUUCAACUGGGGCUGAAUAUAACAUCAGACCAAGCCUUAAUGUUAUCAAUAACAACAACAGUCAACACCCAUUCUAGUGAAGACUUUAACUGUCAUACAUAUAUAUAUAUAUUUUUGUUUUUUCUUGAGACUGGUGUAAUACGAUAUCUUAGAGUUUAAUUUUUACAAAACAGACUUUUUAAAUAGAUUUUUUUUUUUUUUUUUUUUUAGAAAACAACAUAUGUCACUAAGUUAUUUCUUUGUAUAAUUACAUUAAAUCUUAGCUUCAUCUUCUUAUUUUAUCUUAUGUGAGGAAAUCCCUGAUCCCUCAAGGGCAUAACAGAUUUGUAGACCUUUCAGAUCAAUAACCUGUCAGUCAAUAAGCCUAUAGGAGGCUUUUACAAUAAAGCAACCAGCAACCAUGUUCAGCUGGCUGGGAACCGACGACAGGAGGAAGAAGGAUCCAGAAGUCUUUCAGACCGUCAGCGACGGACUGAAGAAGCUCUACAAAACCAAACUGCUGCCGCUGGAGGAGGGCUACAAGUUCCACGAGUUCCACUCUCCGGCUCUGGAGGAUGCAGACUUUGACAACAAGCCCAUGGUCUUACUGGUGGGACAGUACUCCACCGGCAAGACCAGCUUCAUACGCUACCUGUUGGAGCAGGAUUUCCCCGGCAUGCGGAUCGGCCCCGAACCCACCACGGAUUCCUUCAUCGCGGUGAUGCACGGCGACAUGGAGGGAGUCAUCCCCGGCAACGCUUUGGUGGUUGACCCCAAGAAGCCCUUCAGAAAGCUGAACGCCUUUGGCAAUGCAUUCCUCAACAGGUUUGUGUGUGCCCAGCUGCCUAACCCAGUGCUGGAAAGCAUCAGUGUGAUUGACACACCAGGGAUUCUGUCAGGAGAGAAACAGAGAAUCAGUCGAGGCUAUGACUUUGCGGCUGUCUUGGAGUGGUUUGCAGAGCGAGUGGACAGGAUCAUUUUACUGUUUGACGCCCACAAACUGGACAUCUCUGAUGAGUUCUCAGAGGUGAUAAAAGCCCUGAAGAACCAUGAAGACAAGAUCAGGGUUGUGCUGAACAAGGCCGACCAGAUAGAGACCCAGCAGCUGAUGAGAGUGUACGGUGCCCUGAUGUGGUCACUGGGGAAAAUAGUCAACACCCCUGAGGUGAUCCGUGUCUACAUCGGGUCAUUUUGGUCCCAUCCUCUGUUGAUUCCAGACAACAGGAAGCUGUUCGAAGCGGAGGAGCAGGACUUAUUCAAGGACAUCCAGUCUUUACCGAGAAACGCAGCGCUUAGAAAACUCAACGAUCUGAUCAAAAGGGCAAGACUAGCCAAGGUCCACGCCUACAUCAUCAGCGCACUGAAGAAAGAUAUGCCCGCUGUGUUCGGGAAGGAGAACAAGAAGAAAGAACUGAUCGGCAGUCUGGCAGAUAUUUACAAACGCAUAGAACGAGAGCAUCAGAUAUCACCUGGAGAUUUCCCUAAUCUGAAGAAGAUGCAGGACCUACUCCAAGGUCAGGAUCUCAACAAAUUCCAGCCUCUGAAACCCAAACUCCUGGAAGCAGUGGAUGACAUGCUGGCCCACGACAUCGCUGGCUUAAUGGUUCUGGUCCGCCAAGAAGAAUCCCAGCGUCCCAACCCAGUCGUGAAGGGCGGCGCGUUCGACGGCACUAUGGACGGCCCGUUUGGCCACGGGUACGGCGAAGGAGCAGGCGAAGGCAUCGACGAAGCAGAGUGGGUCGUCGCUCGAGACAAACCUGCUUACGAUGAGAUUUUCUACACAUUGUCCCCCGUCAACGGGAAGGUGACGGGAGCCAACGCCAAGAGGGAGAUGGUGAAGUCAAAACUGCCCAAUACGGUGCUGGGAAAAAUCUGGAAGCUGGCAGACAUCGAUAAGGACGGGAUGCUUGAUGAUGAGGAGUUUGCGUUGGCCAAUCACCUGAUAAAAGUGAAACUGGAGGGACAUGAACUGCCAUCGGAUCUGCCCGCUCACCUGGUGCCUCCUUCCAAGAGGAAAAUACCUGAGUAAAUGUAAGAUUACAUCACCCACUACCCCCAAAACCUGUAAGUAGACCCACCCAGAGAAAAGUAUCCCAGUUAAAAUAGGAAUAUUCCUGUAGCAUUAUAGUAAAAAAAACUACAAAUGAAAAAUAUCUAAACAAAAUUAGACCCCAUUUCCAACUCCAAAUGCUCUGUAGCCGUCAUCCCCACAUCUGCAGUCUUUCCUUAGCUUCAAGAGGCAAAUAUUUAAACAAAAUAUUCAGACACAUUCAAAUAAAAAUGAAGAAUGAUAAUGAAUGCUAAUCGACUGUUAGCAUGUGGAUUCAAAUGCUUCAUUUCUGCAGUGCUGAAAUGGCUUUUACCAAGGUAGGAAAACUGGAUCUUUAUUAGGGUAAAGCCCAGUGUCCUCUCUUGUAUUUAAGGGUGAGACAUUGGGAGCUGUUAGACAGGUGUUAGAGAUGUUAGGACAGCUGAUAUGGUAAUUAGUAAAGAAAAGCAAAUUAAAAGUCUAAAACAAGAAACACUGGAAUACAGACAAAUGGAUGAAAAACUAAACUACUGGAAGAAAAUGGGAGAGGUGCGACAAUGUGAAGACAAAAAGAAAGAUGUUGUUGGAAGGAUCAUUCUGGGAGAAGGAAGAUUGGGAUAUAAAAAAUGCUAAAUAUUAUUGUAUCAUUAUCCGUAAUCAAUUCAGUAAACUCAUGUUUUGAUUGCAAUAUUCCACACUACCGCCAAAAAAAAAACAUUUCACACUUCUUAUAUCUCGACGUCCUGCGUUAUUUUGGGCACGGCUGAGUAUUCUGGCUUUUGUUUCACGGUGACAUAUUAAACAGCUACAAGGAUUUCCUGGCAAGUCGCUUGAGAAUACACACAAACAGAUGUGUAAAAGCACACAGAGAAUAUUAACACAAUUCUGGUUAUAUGGUGUGUAACCAGAGGAGUGUAUCACUUCCAAAAACUAAAAUGGCCUACAUCAACUUUUUUUAACAUGAUAUGCAGAUGUUAUUUGUGUAAAUGACAUCGCCUAUCAUUUACUGUAGCGCCUGGAUUGAUCUACUGCAAUGAAGGAGGAAGAUGUUUCUCUAAUGGGAAACAAGCGUUGGAGAAAUUAGGAAAUGGUUUGUCUCUUUUAUGAUUUAUACAUAGAUCUAAGUAUCAUUAACAUGUUUGGAAAUACUGUGACUAUAAUAUGGACCUACGUAAUGGGUGUUGUUUCGAGUGUGCGGACAUUCUCAGUAUAAAUGUAUUGUAAGAACUUUGAAUGUUGAAUGUGCAGACGUUCACUGUUCUGUGUGGGCACAUCCUGACUAUUGUAUGUAUGCAUACGACCACAGUGUUAUUAUUUGUAACGUAUUAAGUCUUAAGCAUCUCGCGGGGCUACUGAGUCGGGAGUAUUCCGGCGGGUUGUUAAUUGAAAAAUGGAUGAAUCAGUUAUUAAUGUGAAAGUGAUCUAACCUAACCUGGCUGUCCAGAGAGUGAACGCACCGCUGUUGCUUCUUUUGUGAUGAUAACAAAACACUAAUAGACACGUUUCUUUCCAAAUGUUUUUGAAUGAAAAUUUGGCUUUCAUGUGUUUAAAUUGCAUACAUGUAAUAAGUGUAAUCAGAUUUACUGUAGCGAAAUGCCAGUAUGUAUGUAUAUAUACACACUUCACCUUAGGACCAUGUUUGUGGUUUUGAUCACAAGAUAACACACAUAACUAACUAAAAAUCUGGGUUCCCAUAUGUUAACAAAUGUUCACUAUGUGUUUUAUGAGUGAGACCAUAUUCACCCAGUUUGAGCUACAGAAUUAACUGAAAUAUUUCCAGUUUAUGGCCCCUUCGUGCCCCUCCCUCCCUCUCUCCCUCCCUCCCUCUCUCCCUCCCUUCCCGUGCAUCUCUGUGCUGUUACUGUGAAUCUGCUGUACAUAAUAAGACUGUUUGCAUUCCAUGAACACAGAUUGGGAAAUCAUCCGCAUCAUCUCGGGUGCUUUAUGCAUCGCUUGCUCAUAUUUCACAGACGAGCCAGAUCAGAUCAACAGAGUAAAUAUAUGAAAGAAAGGAUGCUUGUUGAAUGUGGAUUCUCUGCAAAAACAAAGUCCUUGAAAAUCACAAGUUGUUUUCGUACCCUGACGGAUUGCAACAUGAUGUCCUGUUGUGCUGGUAAAUACACGAAGUGGAAACACUGGCGUUAUGGUUUUUCUUUCUUUCUUUUUUCUGUUUUGUUUUUUAGAUGUUAUGGAUUGCUAAAUCUGUACUUUCACUGCUUUUCUGUCGACAUAAACAACAGUCCAAAAGUGUAAUAAAAAUUCAUUUACUCAA